This is a messenger RNA of Acanthoscelides obtectus, 503 nucleotides long. The record is from the annotation of a GenBank genome assembly. Lineage: Eukaryota; Metazoa; Arthropoda; Insecta; Coleoptera; Chrysomelidae.
AAACGAUUAGUGGCAUUUGUGUACCUACAUAGUGAAAACAUAGUGUUUAGUGAUAGUUGUAUGGCAAGGUGACUGAAAGUGGAUGGAAAGUAAUGUCAAGCAAAGAACGUAGGAAGAAAGGUGUACUAACUUUCUCAAGUGGUGAAAAGUCAAAUUCAUUAGACUGGGACUCGCCUUCUACCAAAACAGGUACUGUGAAGAGAAGGCCAAAUUCUGGACACAAAUUUGUAAAACGAAUGCCAAGAAACUGGAAGACAAAUCAAGGAAAACCAAAGAAUCUGGUCAGAAAUGGUUCUUUAGCCCCAAAAAGUUUAAGAAUCCUAAGCCAAUCGAGGAAACAGUGUUUCAUAACUACGAAGAACUGGAUUUCGAAAUUUCCUCAAAGGAGAAAAGCAAAACAUCCUGCCACAACUAUGAACUCCUUAGCUUUGAAAAACCAAAUUUCCCAGAAACUAACAACCCAAAGGUAUUUCACAACUACGAGGAACUCGAAUUUGAGAUAA